AUGACGCAUUUAGCUUCGACGCUUUCCUCCUCCUCCUCCUCCGUGGUUUUAACCAGAGUUGUUGAUACACCAGAACGACGACGACGAAAUACUACUAAUAUUAAUAUCCGCGCCUUGGGUGGGUUUGGACCGGAAAUCAAACCCGAAGAGAUUCGAAAGAUUCAAGAGGCGAGGAGGAAGAAAAUCGAACAAGCGAAACGAGACGCGGAAGCGAGAAAGAAAGGGAACAACAACAACACCACCACGAAGAAGACAAAGAAUAAAGAGGAGGAGACGAAGCCUAAAAAGUUCUUCGGUUUGUUUUAA
Messenger RNA from Bathycoccus prasinos, 306 nucleotides. RefSeq lists its product with no specific name. Lineage: Eukaryota; Viridiplantae; Chlorophyta; Mamiellophyceae; Mamiellales; Bathycoccaceae. Bases 1 to 306 code for a protein of 101 amino acids. The transcript has a single exon. The record is from RefSeq and is a predicted model, not a curated record.